Molecule: messenger RNA, 442 nt
Organism: Rhagoletis pomonella (apple maggot)
Lineage: Eukaryota; Metazoa; Arthropoda; Insecta; Diptera; Tephritidae
Exons: 2
Coding region: 47-364 (105 amino acids)
Source: RefSeq, a predicted model, not a curated record
CCAGAGGUAUUCUUUAUCAAAUACAAGACCGAAGAAGAGGCGCAUCAUGCACAACAACAAAUUCAAGCCGAGUAUGACAAAAUCGAAGGCACAUCCGAGCACACCAAUGGCGGCAUUGGCCAACAACAAUCGGUUGUUGGUAUACUGGAUGGUGGCGUUGGUGGCGUUGGUUCAGCCAGUGGCAGCCAUGGCGUUGGCGGUGGUAUUGCUGGUAGCAGUUAUGGCUCUGGAAGUGGUGCUGGCAUUGGUGACAUUAGUGGUAGUGGCUUCGUUGGUGCUUCCAGUACAAGCAUUGGUGUUAGCCAAAACGGUUCCGGUUCAAGUGGCGCUAAAUCAUCCACCUACUUGCCACCAUCCAAAGUAGUGUAAAAGGCCAAAAAUUUAGCGUUUUUUCAGAUUAUUUUGUUAUGACAAGUGGAUUGUAGAAAAAAAAAUGUAAACA